CACAGAGUUUUCAUAUAUAAGCACGUAUCUGUAUGAUACCACUCCUCAUCUGCUUUGCUUUUGAAACAGAGCAACAUGAAAAUAGGCAUGGCGGGACAGCUGCAUGUGAUGUUUUUCUUGGUAAAUGUGUAUGUGCUCAUAGUGUUGAGUGUUGUUUCUAGUGUUGGAGCAAAAGAUUACAUCUCGGCUGUGGGUGACCCUGGAAUGAGAAGAGAUGGUUUGAGACUUGGAUUUGAAGCUUGGAACUUCUGUAAUGAAGUCGGCGAAGAAGCUCCAGGCAUGGGCAGCCCAAGAGCUGCUGAUUGUUUUGAUCUAUCCACUAAGGUCACCAAAUAUCGGAAACGCAAGAUUUCAACGCAGAGUUCUUCUCUUGAACACAAGGUGUCGGAAGCCGUUAACAAACUUGGGGUGGGCACAUCAUUUCCUGGGCUGAAACCAAUAGCUGUGAACAACACAGACCUUUAUGCAGCGGAGAAGGAAAAAUACUUGGGUUCUUUAUGCGAAGUUGAAGACACCCCAAGUCCAUGGCAGUUUUGGAUGGUUAUGCUUAAAAAUGGAAACUAUGACACAACGUCUGGUUUGUGUCCUAAAAAUGGGAAAAAGGUACCACCUUUUAAACCAGGAAGGUUUCCUUGCUUUGGACAUGGAUGUAUGAAUCAACCCAUAUUAAGCCAUCAGCCAACUCAAUUAUUGAAUGAUGGUACAAUGAAAGGAAGUUUUAGAGGUACUUAUGAUUUGGGAGCUGAUUUUAGCGGUGGACUUGAUGGGAUUUCUUUCUAUGAGGUAGCUUGGGAGAAGAAAUUAGGUGCUGGUGGUUGGGCCUUUAGACAUAAGCUCAAGACUUCCAAAAAGUAUCCAUGGUUGAUGCUCUACCUCAGAGCUGAUGCUACCCAAGGAUUCUCUGGAGGUUACCAUUACGAUACCAGAGGAAUGCUCAAGACUCUUCCAGAGUCACCUAAUUUCAAGGUCAAAUUGACUUUAGACAUCAAAAGUGGGGGAGGACCACAGAGCCAGUUCUACCUAUCAGAUAUUGGCAGCUGCUGGAAGAAUGACGGUCGUGCCUGUGAUGGAGAUGUACUAACAGAUGUAACCAGAUACAGCGAGAUGAUCAUAAACCCCGAAACUCAAGCUUGGUGCAGCCCUUCAUCUGUGACGAAUUGCCCGCCAUAUCAUAUUACUCCUAACAAUAUAAAGAUUUACCGGAAUGAUACCCACAACUUCCCAUACGGAGCUUACCAUUACUACUGUGCUCCUGGGAAUGCUCGGCAUUUGCUGGAACAAGUAGACAGAUGUGAUCCUUACAGUAAUCCUCAGGCACAGGAGAUAGUUCAGUUGUUGCCUCACCCUAUAUGGGCUGAAUAUGGCUAUCCAACUAAAAAAGGAGAGGGUUGGGUAGGCGAUGCAAGAACUUGGGAGCUUGAUGUUGGUGGUCUAUCCAAAAGAUUAUACUUCUAUCAGGAUCCAGGUAGCCAUCCUGCUAGAAGAAUAUGGACAUCAAUAGACACGGGUACCGAAAUUUUUGUUAGUAACAAAGAUGAAGUGGCAGAGUGGAUACUUAGUGACUUCGAUGUUCUUCUCACAUAGUUAAGGAUUCGAGUUUUAAGUUUUACCUUUGAAGACCAAAGUUAUAAGAGGAUAUAUCCGUAUAUGUGAUAUUUCAGAUAAAGGAGUGGGAUUGAGGCACACAAGCUCAACAAGGGCAGGGCGUCCUCAUCCUGGAAUUUUUAGUCAUUACGUUACGUUAUCCAACCCAAUUCAGGUUGUCAUUAGCAGAUCAAAGGAUCUUAUAAUUGAAAUUUUCAGUUUUCACAUUGAAAACGAAAAAAAAAAUGAUCUUUUUAAGUU
Molecule: messenger RNA, 1845 nt
Organism: Pistacia vera
Lineage: Eukaryota; Viridiplantae; Streptophyta; Magnoliopsida; Sapindales; Anacardiaceae
Exons: 4
Coding region: 76-1584 (502 amino acids)
Source: RefSeq, a predicted model, not a curated record